AUGAUUGAAAGUGAACGAUUACUAUUCAUACGUCUACAGCAAAGUAAUCUGAGAUCUGAGAUAUAUGAGAACCUUAAGAAGCUUGGACAAAAUGGUAAUCCAGAUAUGUCAAAUGUUGGAACACGCGUACUACUACCGUCUUCGUUUACCGGAGGAUCGCGUUAUAUGAGGGAGAAUUAUUAUGAUGCGAUGGCCAUUUGUAAAUGGUUUGGUUACCCCGAUUUCUUCAUUACGAUAACUUGUAAUCCGAAAUGGCCAGAGAUUAAACGAUUUCUGAAGGACAAGAACAUUAAUCCGGAGGAUAGACCGGACAUUCUAUGUCGAUUGUUCAAAAUUAAGCUUGACGCAAUAAAAAAAGACUUGCGAGAGAAAUCUUUAUUCGGCAAUGCAUCGGCAGUUGUGUAUACGAUAGAGUUUCAGAAACGAGGUCUACCUCAUGCCCAUAUCUAUCUGUUCUUAAAUGACGAAAGCAAGCUUCCUUCGGUUGACCAUGUUGACAACUUUAUUUCUGCUGAGAUACCUGACAAAAACUUAGAUCCAGAUCUGUAUAAUCUUGUCAGCGAUUACAUGAUUCACGGUCCUUGUGGUGUUGCAAAACCAAAUUGUCCGUGUAUGGUAGAAGGUCAGCUUGAAGAUAGUAAAGAUGAAAUCAAAGAGUAUUACGAUUACAGAUUUCUAUCGGCUUGCGAAGCUACAUGGCGCAUCUUUUCAUUUGAUGUUCAUUACCGGUAUCCAUCCGUAAUCAGGCUUCCGUUUCAUCUACCAGAUAAACAAAACGUUGUAUACGGCCCUGAUGACGAUCUUGAUAGUGUUCUUCAUAAACCAUCUGUUGCUUCUACGAUGUUUUUGGGGUGGAUGGAAAAGAACCAAAAAGAUCCGUUGGCUCGCAGCCUUACUUACGUUGAGUUCCCUACUAAAUUUGUUUGGAAGCUGAAGGAAAGGGUAUGGGAUAAGCGGAUAAUAGGCAAAACCAUUGGUCGAAGUCACUGUGUUAAUCCUUCUAUGGGCGGGGCUUACUUUUUAAGAAUCCUUCUUAAUAAGGUAAAAGGGCCUAAGUCUUUUGAAGAGAUUCGUACUGUGAAUGGACAAGUCUUCCCAACAUUUAGAGAUGCGUGCUACGCUAUAGGCCUUUUAGACGACGACAAGGAGUAUAUAGAAGCUAUCAAUGAGGCAUACUACAUAGGUUCAGGAUACUAUCUUCGUAAUCUGUUUGCUACAAUGUUGGCGUCUAAUACAUUAUCAAGGCCGGAACAUGUUUGGGAAAACACAUGGGAGUACCUUUCGGAUGGUAUUUUAUACAAUCGCCAAAAGCUUUUGAGGAUCAAAGGUUUAUCUCUUCCAGAAGAACAAAUAAGGAACGUAACGUUGCUGGAAAUUAAGCGUUACUUAUUACAUAACAACUCAAGUUUAAGACGGUUUCCGUCUAUACCUCAACCCGACAGUGAGUCAAUAUAUUCAGCAGACAACCAUUUAAUUGCUGAUGAGCUUGGGUACGAUGUACGCGCUACUGCCAUCGAGUUUAAUAAUAAUUUAAGAAGCCUAACCGAUGAGCAGCGUUUAGUGUUUGAUGAGAUAAUUGCAGCAGUUAAUAGUAAUGCUGGUGGUGUGUUCUUCGUCUAUGGCUACAGAGGGACUGGUAAGACGUUUUUGUGGAAGACAUUAUCUGCAUCCAUUAGAUGUAAAGGAUAUAUUGUACUAAAUGUUGCAUCAAGUGGUAUCGUAUCUCUUUUGUUACCCGGUGGACGUACUGCACAUUCAAGGUUUCAUAUACCUUUGAAUUUAACAGAAUGCUCGAUGUGUUUUAUUAAACCGGACGAUGACGUUGCUGAUUUAUUAAGGAAAACGAAAUUGAUAAUUUGGGAUGAAGCACCGAUGAAUCCUAAACAUGCAUUUGAAGCACUUGAACGAACAAUGAAAGAUAUCUUCAAAUGUGAGAUGACCAUUGGUGGUAAAGUUAUGGUGUUCGGUGGUGACUUUAGAUAG
This is a messenger RNA of Helianthus annuus (common sunflower), 1983 nucleotides long. RefSeq lists its product as uncharacterized. Gene Ontology annotation, biological process: DNA repair; telomere maintenance. The transcript is spliced from 4 exons. The record is from RefSeq and is a predicted model, not a curated record. The coding region runs from base 1 to 1983 and encodes 660 amino acids. Gene Ontology annotation, molecular function: DNA helicase activity. NCBI's taxonomy places the organism in Eukaryota, Viridiplantae, Streptophyta, Magnoliopsida, Asterales, Asteraceae.